CAUAACAGGCUAUUAUCCUUGUGUAAUGCUAUUACAGAACCAAUUAUGCGCCAUUAUACUUGCUUUUUUUGCAGUUUAUGUGAUUUGAUCCAAUCCCGCGUCCCUGACUUGAAAAUUUCAUCUGGGUACUUUAAAGUCUAAUUUUCACCCGGGCUGAGGGAAGGGCCAUCUCUCUCCGCUGAGCCUAUGUCUCGGAUGCAUUUUAAAAGUAAUUGCAAAGGGUCCCGCCGCAUAUCAUUUGCAGACGGGAAGCGAGCAUAAAUCCAGGGACCCCUUGCUGUGAACAAAAUCAAACUUUGCUUUGGUACGAUCGCUUGGAAAGACAAGACGCGUGCAAAGCGGCCCCCCAAAAACCCAUCCAGCGGGCAAUUAACAGGCGCUUUGUCAGACUCUACAUCCAGGAGAAGAUGCUGUGGGAUCGUGCCAGGCAAAAGCACUAACCCUCCCCCCCGCUAGCACCACUCCCAUCAAUAAGGUGGCAACCCAAAGGGGACGCGCGCGGGGUCUGGGGAGCGCUGUGGAACAGAAAUGCUUAUAAAAUAAUGGGAUUUUUUUGUUCACAUUCCUGAUGUUUGCUGAGAAAUGACGUUUUUUUUUCUCUCCUCCACACACCACGUGGGCCAUUUGUAGGGCCCAAUAGACCUAUCCAAGUUACUCACUGUAGACAGCGCUGGAAAUAAUCAGAUUAAGGCCAAUUAUGCGUGAGAUUAUAAAGGCAAGUGCUGAGAGGCAGAGCAUGCUGUAGACAGAUAUAAAGACAUCUGGCCACUUCCAGAACUCCACAGAGCCCUUCUGUCUCUGCAGCCAAGAGCUCGCAGCAUCUUAUUCCAGUCCAAAACCCCACAAAUCGUACUGGGGAUUUUUACUUCUCUUCGUUUUAGGGUGUCGGAUGAGACGUCGCUGCUGGGCUUUGUAGUGGUUCAGUGGAAGUGGCUGGGGGGGAGUUGGAUGUUUCGGUCAGGAUCCCUCCCUGUGUCUCUCCGGGAAGGCUGACUGGUUCGCGGUUUGCUCCGCAGCUCUGGACGGCAGCGGUGACUCUGGGCGAUGUUCUAUUUCCACUGCCCCCCGCAGCUAGAGGGCACUGCCCCCUUCGGAGGCCACUCCACGGGCGACUUCGACGAUGGCUUCCUCCGCCGAAAGCAGCGCAGGAACAGGACCACCUUCACCCUGCAGCAGCUAGAAGCACUGGAGGCAGUUUUUGCUCAAACCCACUACCCCGAUGUGUUCACUAGAGAAGAGCUGGCCAUGAAAAUCAACCUCACAGAAGCCAGGGUGCAGGUCUGGUUCCAGAAUCGAAGGGCUAAAUGGAGGAAAACAGAGCGAGGCGCUUCAGAUCAAGAAGGAUCAAAGGAAACAAUGACGGAGGUGGCACCCCCUGUUCGGAACCUCAGUUCCCCCUCUCCAGUUGAUCAAGCCAGGAAUAAGAAAGAGAGUCUGGAAAUUCAGCAAAGUCUAAGCCGAGCAGUUGGCCCAACGGGGCCUUUCUUCCCUUCAUGUCUCCCUGGGACUCUUCUCAACACAGCCACCUAUGCUCAGGCUUUAUCCCAUGUUGCUUCUCUAAAAGGGAGCCCACUGUGCUCUUGCUGCGUCCCAGACCCCAUGGGCCUAUCCUUUCUCCCUACUUAUGGCUGCCAGAGCAACCGCACAGCCAGUGUGGCAGCACUGCGUAUGAAAGCACGGGAACACUCAGAGGCCGUGCUGCAGUCUGCCAACCUCCUGCCAUCCACCAGCAGCAGCCCUACUCCCCCAGCCAAGCCUACCCCAGAGAAUGGCCAGGACAACAAGCCUUCUCCAGCCAAAGAACACAUGGAAGGGGAGAAAAGCGUAUGAGGAUGGGUGAUUCCUCAGCCACUGGCUUGUUGCAAAGAACCUUCGGCCUCCUGCAGAAAUCAUCGUCUGGUAAAC
This is a messenger RNA of Alligator mississippiensis (American alligator), 1905 nucleotides long. RefSeq names its product dorsal root ganglia homeobox (gene DRGX). The record is from RefSeq and is a predicted model, not a curated record. Lineage: Eukaryota; Metazoa; Chordata; Crocodylia; Alligatoridae. Gene Ontology annotation, molecular function: RNA polymerase II transcription regulatory region sequence-specific DNA binding; DNA-binding transcription factor activity, RNA polymerase II-specific. The transcript is spliced from 7 exons. Bases 1045 to 1830 code for a protein of 261 amino acids. Gene Ontology annotation, biological process: regulation of transcription by RNA polymerase II.